Lucilia cuprina (Australian sheep blowfly) is the source of this 1188-nucleotide messenger RNA. RefSeq names its product putative phosphatidate phosphatase. Bases 47 to 964 code for a protein of 305 amino acids. Gene Ontology annotation, molecular function: phosphatidate phosphatase activity. NCBI's taxonomy places the organism in Eukaryota, Metazoa, Arthropoda, Insecta, Diptera, Calliphoridae. Gene Ontology annotation, biological process: phospholipid dephosphorylation; phospholipid metabolic process; signal transduction. The transcript has a single exon. The record is from RefSeq and is a predicted model, not a curated record.
AGUAACAGUAUUAAAAUUCGAGAAGCGGAAAUAAUUUUCAAUAAUAAUGCAAUUAUUUUUUAAGACUCUUACCAUACGUAUUGUGGGCGAGUGCCUUUUGACUAUAGUCUUAAUUGUCAUAACCUUGAUUUUAAGUAAAAUAGAUAAAGGUUCUUUUAAGCAGGGUUUCUUUUGUGAUGAUGAAUCUUUAAAAUAUCCUUAUCAUGAGGAUACGGUAAAUGGUGCCAUGCUAUUUGCGCUUUCAUUGUACUUGCCCAUUAUUAUAAUGGUCACUUGUGAAGGUUUGCUAGUGCUAAUCAUACGACGUCAUACCUCUAUUGCUGAGGAAAGGGGCUUGUUGAAAGCUUUUCUCAAAUUGCAUUAUAAUAUAACACCGUUUCUUUGUGGCUUUGCUUUACAUGCCUGUUUUGUACAUUUCGGCAAGAAGACGGUGGGUCGUCUCAGACCACACUUUUUUGAUGUUUGCAAACCAUUGAUAGGAGAAAAUGCCAGAAGCUGUGAUAGUCCAGAAUAUUAUGGUGUCUACAUAGAAAACUAUGAAUGCAAUAAGACAUCAACUAACAAUGAUAUCUUAGCUAAUGUACAUCAAUCGUUUCCCAGUGGCCAUUCCAGUUAUAUGUUCUAUGGCAUGAUUUUCAUCAUCCACUAUUUGCAACGUUUCUCCAAGACUCUGUCUCAACAUCGUAUAAAUAUUGGUCUUUUAAUGAUGACUGUUCAAAUGUUGUGCGCUCUAUUGGCCUGGUUUGUAGCCUUGAGUCGUGUGACGGAUUACAAACACCAUUGGUCAGAUGUUUUGGUUGGCAUCAUAUUGGGCACAACAGUUGCCAUUGCGGUUUCGCAGUAUGUGUGUCAACAGUUAAAGAGUGUGAACAGUUGGCCGGAGGGCAUAAAAUCAUCAAAUUCUGAAUCAACAUCUACCGUGACAUUUUCCACAGCUAUGACAAAUAAAAUUUUAGUUCCUUAACAAUGAUGAUGAUGGUGAUGAGGAGGUUGAUGAUGAGUUUUUUUUUUUUUUGUUUCUUUUUUUUGGCAAAAUGUUGAUGCUGCUGUGUCUGAAAUAAGGAUAAUGAUGAUGGCCAGCUAAUUAGUGUUUAUUAGUCAGUGUUGAUUUCAUUUACUUUUAUCGAAAUGGAUUUGUUAGCUUGAUGUUUGAAAUCAUGUAUAAAUAAAGUGUAUAAAAUUAAUAAG